CCCCUUGAGUUUUGUGGCUUCUUCUUUGGUUGUUUGGUGUGCGCUACACUGCCCCCUUUGGUGAUGUGUUGUAAGCAGCAGAAAAAGUUCACUCAAGCAGUGUGAGAAAAUGCAUGGAGCAGAAAACAACCUGCACAACUUUAAGCCCAGUUUACAUCGUUGGGGAGUUUGUUGAGCCAUAAUCUGGACACCCAAAUUCUGCAGAAAGCUCACUCCCUUCAGGUGUCCUAAUUUGAGAGUAAAAUAUGUGUGAAGAACAAAGAAAAAACUCUUUGAACGUCAGCUUCAGUCAGCAGAUGAAAAGAUAUGUUGUCAGAUGCCAAGAAUGGAAGAAACCUGUUUACUGCUCAUCCUGCUGCUCUCAGGAGGGCUUUCCACUCUUCCUCCCCACUCCAGAGAAUACCACUUUGUGAACCAGCUGAUGACCUGGACUGAAGCUCAGAGUUACUGCAGAGAACACUUCACUGACUUGGUCACCAUCUACAACAGCAACAUCAACCAACUGCUUUUCUCAAUGUCACCAAGGAUCAGUACUGGGGCUUGGUUAGGUCUCUAUAAUGAUCGUUACAGCUGGAAGUGGUCCAUGGAGGGAAAACUUUUUAAUGUUGGCAGUACACAUGAAUUUUUGAUCUGGGCUAACGGCCAACCAGACUGUCUAAAUGGAAAGGAAUACUGUGUGGCUCUUCAGGGACAAACACAGAUGGAUGAUAGACCCUGUGGAGAUUCUUACCCUUUCCUAUGUUACAAUGCCAAAAAUACAAGUUACAUCUUAGUGAUGGAGAGUCGCUCCUGGUCAGCGGCCCAGUCGUACUGCAGGACAUACCACACAGACCUGACCAGUAUAAGAAGCAAAGAGGAGAAAUCCAACAUCACGCUCACUUUGAAUGGAUCAGGGGCUCAGUAUGUGUGGAUUGGCCUCUACAGGGAUCCCUGGGCCCCCUGGUCUGACAACACAACCUCCACAUUCACUAACUGGGGGUCUGCUGAGCCUAAUAAUGGAAAUUCAAUUGAGUACUGUGGAGAUUUGAAUUUACUGUCAGGGAAAUGGUAUGAUUGCUACUGUGAUGCCAAACUCUUUUUUUUCUGUUUCGCAGGUGAGGUCCAGAAUGCAAACACUGUAAGAUCCUGUCAUCAUGUGAAAUACUAAUGUUUGUGUUUUUAUAUGUGGUUCAUUUUUAGCAGUGACAAAGCAAACAGUGCUGAAAAUGAAGCUUCAGUCAGAGGCAGACAUGCACAGCACAGAGAUCCAGCAGCAGGUUUCACAGCAGGUCAGCAGUUCAGUCACCAACACAAACUUGACACAAGUUCAAACUAUGCUUCAUGUUUUUCAUCAUCUGC
Messenger RNA from Oreochromis aureus, 1338 nucleotides. RefSeq names its product macrophage mannose receptor 1-like. The transcript is spliced from 5 exons. The coding region runs from base 317 to 1147 and encodes 276 amino acids. Lineage: Eukaryota; Metazoa; Chordata; Actinopteri; Cichliformes; Cichlidae. The record is from RefSeq and is a predicted model, not a curated record.